Messenger RNA from Calypte anna (Anna's hummingbird), 3775 nucleotides. It is a transcript of the gene ADAMTS19, whose product is annotated as ADAM metallopeptidase with thrombospondin type 1 motif 19. Gene Ontology annotation, biological process: extracellular matrix organization; proteolysis. The transcript is spliced from 23 exons. Gene Ontology annotation, cellular component: extracellular matrix. Lineage: Eukaryota; Metazoa; Chordata; Aves; Apodiformes; Trochilidae. The record is from RefSeq and is a predicted model, not a curated record. Bases 200 to 3775 code for a protein of 1191 amino acids. Gene Ontology annotation, molecular function: metalloendopeptidase activity.
CGCCGUGUGCCGCACACCGGAGCUGCCGCCGCUGCCCGCACGCCCGCACGCCCGGCACGCGCGCUUUGCGCUCCUCUGCUGUUUCCCCGUGGGCGCCCAGGUGGCUGCGCGCCGCGGCGCUCCCUGCCCGGCCCGGCCCCGCUUGGCUCGGCACGGCCUUCCUUGUCCUGCCUGUCGGAGUCCCUCGGGCGCGGAGCCGAUGGGGACCGGCGGGAGGAUGCGCCUGAGCCGCGUCUGCUUCGUUUUUUACCAGCUGUGCGUGUUUUCAAGCGCGCUUGUUGCAGGUCUCCAUGCUUCUGAAGAAACAGAGGAAUGGGAGAUCAUCUUCCCUUCACUGUGGAGCAGAGGCCAGCAGGAACCAGUGAGUGGCAGCAGUAGUGGCUGCAAUGUUGACCCCAGCUGUGGGAAAAGAAGCAGCUCCCUUGGUGCCUCUGUGACACUCAGCCCAGGGGCUGGCAGUUCCAGGGAGGUGCGUUCGGCGUCCUCCAUGGAGGGACAGGCACAGGCUUUGGAGGAGGCAGCAGAGGAAGAGAAUACUGAGGAUGACUACGAGUCUCAAGAUUUUUACCACUGGUCCCCCCUGUCUCAGGGGUCUGGUGCUGCCUCUCAGUUGUCACCACCGUCACCACCCCCACUGCCUCCAGCAGAGGAUGGAGAUGAGGUGCUUCUGAGGAUCCCAGCUUUUGCUCAGGAGUUUUACCUGCUGCUCAAGAGGGACAGCCGCUUCCUGGCUCCUGGCUUUGCUGUGGAGGAGCGGCUCAGGGGUGAGGACAAAAGCCCACCUGGUACUGUGCAGUUGCAACCUGAGAGAGCUUGUUUCUACAGUGGAGCUGUCCUUCGCUACCCAGGUUCCUUUGCUUCUUUCAGCACCUGUGGUGGAUUGAUGGGAUUUAUACAAAUUAAUGAGGACUUCAUAUUUAUUGAGCCACUAAAUCGCACUUUGGCUGUGACAGGUCAUGCACACAGGGUGUACAGACGAAAAAGGUCUCUAGAGGAGAAAAUUACUGAAAAGCCAGCUUCUGAGAAUCACUACUGUGGUGUUGUUACAGAUAAGAGAAAAUCCAAGAAUCAAGAAGUAUCACAAGGUGGAAGAGGAAAACGAUACUCCUACAAGUUACCUCAGGAGUACAAUAUAGAAACUGUUGUAGUGGCAGAUCCAGCUAUGGUUUCAUAUCAUGGAACAGAUGCUGCCAGAAGAUUUAUUCUAACCAUCUUAAACAUGGUUUUUAACCUUUUCCAGCACAAGAGCCUUGGACUACAAAUAAAUCUUCGUGUAACUAAGCUCGUCCUCCUUCAUGAGACUCCAACAGAUAUGUAUAUUGGAUACCAUGGGGAAAAAAUGCUGGAAAGCUUUUGUAAAUGGCAACAUGAAGAAUUUGGCAAGAAGAAUGAUAUACACUUAGAAAUGUCAACAAGCUGGGGAGAAGAUGUGUCUUCAGUUGAUGCAGCCAUACUGAUCACAAGGAAGGAUUUCUGUGUGCAUAAAGAUGAGCCAUGUGAUACUGUUGGUAUAGCAUAUCUGAGUGGAAUGUGCAGUGAAAAACGAAAAUGUAUAAUUGCAGAGGACAAUGGUCUGAAUCUUGCUUUUACCAUUGCUCAUGAAAUGGGUCACAACAUGGGGAUAAAUCACGACAAUGACCACCAAUCCUGUGCAGAUGGUCUACAUAUCAUGUCUGGGGAGUGGAUUAAAGGACAAAAUCUUGGGGAUGUUUCAUGGUCUCGAUGCAGCAGGGAAGAUCUGGAAAGAUUCCUCAGGUCAAAGGCCAGUAACUGUCUGCUACAGACGAAUCCUCAGAGCCUCAAUUCUGUGAUUAUUCCCUCCAGUCUCCCAGGAAUGACUUACACUGCAGAUGAACAGUGUCAGAUUGUUUUUGGACCAACUGCUUCUUUUUGCCAAGAAAUGCAGCACGUCAUUUGCAGUGGUUUGUGGUGUAAGGUGGAAAGUGAGAGGGAAUGCAAAACUAAACUGGAUCCACCAAUAGAUGGAACAGACUGUGGCACUGGAAAGUGGUGUAAGGCUGGAGAAUGUGUCAGUCGGACCUCUUUUGUGGAGCAUAUGGAGGGAGAGUGGAGCACAUGGAGCACUUGCAGCCGUAGUUGCAACACUGGAAUCAGCAGUCGACAGCGCAGAUGCCCUGGUUCAGGGCUUGAAGGAGAGUGUCAUGGACCCACAAUGCAGUAUAGAAUAUGUGAAAAUCCUUCUUGUCCUGCUGGUGUGCCUACCUUCAGGGACUGGCAGUGCCAGUCUUUCAGUGUCAGAUCUUCGUAUCAGAAGCACGUGCACCAGUGGCAAGCUGUCAUUGAUGAUGAAAAACCAUGUGCCUUAUUUUGUUCACCAACUGGAAAGGAUCAACCCAUUCUUCUAACAGAAAAGGUGCUAGAUGGGACUUCUUGUGGCCAACAUGGGUUAGAUGUCUGUGCUGAUGGUAGAUGCCAGAAAUUUGGCUGUGAUGGCAUUUUAGGAUCUCUGGCUCGUGAAGAUCAUUGCGGUGUGUGCAAUGGUAAUGGAAAGUCAUGCAAAGUUGUUAAAGGUGAUUUUAACCAUACUAGAGGAUCAGGUUAUGUGGAAGCUUUGGUAAUACCUGCUGGAGCGAGGAGAAUUAAAGUUGUGGAAGAAAAACCAGCUCACAGUUAUUUAGUGCUUCGAGAUGCUGGAAAACAGUCAAUUAAUAGUGACUGGAAGAUUGAGCAUUCAGGAACAUUCAGUAUUGCUGGGACCACUGUCCAUUAUGUUCGGAGAGGUCUCUGGGAGAAAAUAUCAGCCAAAGGUCCCACAACAUCACCUUUACAUUUAUUGGUUCUGCUCUUCCAUGACCAGAGCUAUGGUCUUCACUAUGAGUACACAAUCCCACUAGAUCCUCCUCCUGAGAAUCGAAGUUCUAAAGUACCAGAGCCUCUUUUCAUGUGGACUCAUUCUGGCUGGGAGGACUGUGAUGCUGUAUGUGGAGGAGGUGAAAGAAAAACUACCGUCUCUUGCACAAAGAUUAUGAACAAGAAUAUCAGUCUUGUGGACAACAAGAAGUGCAGAUAUUUAACAAAACCUGAACCACAGAUCCGCAAGUGCAAUGAGCAGGCAUGCCAGACCAGAUGGAUGAUGACAGAAUGGACUCCAUGUUCAAGGACAUGUGGAAAAGGAACCCAGAACAGACAAGUAGCCUGCACACAGCAGCUCAGAAAUGGAACCCUGAUCAGAGCUAGGGAGAGGGAUUGCCCUGGGCCAAAGCCUGCUUUUGCACAGCGCUGUGAAGGCCAGGACUGUAUGACUGUAUGGGAGGCAGGAGUCUGGUCUGAGUGCUCCGUGAAGUGUGGUAGGGGAGUACGGCAUCGGACUGUGAGAUGCACCAAUCCCCGCAAGAAAUGUGUUCUGUCCACAAGACCUAAAGAAGCAGAGGACUGUGAGGACUACUCCAAAUGCUACGUAUGGAGAAUGGGGGACUGGUCUAAGUGCUCUGUCACCUGUGGCAAAGGGAUGCAGUCCCGAGUCAUCCAGUGCAUGCACAAGAUCACGGGAAGACAUGGCAAUGAAUGCUUUUCCUCAGAAAAGCCUGCAGCUUACAGACCCUGUCAUCUCCACGCCUGCAAUGAGAAAGUUAAUGUUAACACAAUAACGUCACCUAGGUUAGCUGCUUUAACAUUCAAGUGCCUGGGAGACCAGUGGCCUGUGUACUGCAGGGUGAUAAGAGAGAAGAACCUCUGUCAAGACAUGAGGUGGUAUCAGCGGUGCUGUGAGACAUGCAGGGACUUUUAUGCGCAAAAAAUGCAACAGAAGAGUUGA